Hydractinia symbiolongicarpus is the source of this 7786-nucleotide messenger RNA. RefSeq lists its product as uncharacterized. Lineage: Eukaryota; Metazoa; Cnidaria; Hydrozoa; Anthoathecata; Hydractiniidae. The transcript is spliced from 4 exons. The coding region runs from base 1 to 1128 and encodes 375 amino acids. The record is from RefSeq and is a predicted model, not a curated record.
AUGUGGCAAUGUGCAGAUGGGAUACCACUUUCUCUUAUAGGCGGCUUGGUUAUGAUCCCGCAAAAACACAAAGAACCGGCCCGUUUUCAAUACAAUUCGGGUUUUUUUAUAACAACUAAUAUAAUGCCGGACUUCGGAAAUGGUGUAGAUGGUGAGGCUAUCCUGCGUCGUCUUGAAGUUUUCGAAACUAAGACACUUCGAGUGAAGGACAAUAGCAUAACAAAGUGGAUGAGAAUGCACUGCAUGGAAAUAUUUGUGUACGUUGCCAGCCAGUUGAAAGACAUCUCGCUUUUCACCAGCGAAACCAAUGUUGCGAAGAAAAAUCAAGUAGGCGCUGUGUACAACGACGUUGAUUGCGAUCCGUCGGUCUUCUUGGACGAAGAGCAAACAUUGGAAGCAUCUAGCAGUUGUCUAAGCACACGAGUUCAGAUUGAGAAUGCAGUUCCGCAAGAGGCUAUCGACUAUGCCAUUAUUGCGGCCGACGAUAGGGAUGGCAUUUUGUACCAUGCGCUUAACUUUGAUCAUGAACUGUUUGACAUAGAAAACAAGUUACACAGUGCUGAAUAUAUGCGCAAAAUGUACGAGAUAGCCGCUGGGGCAUGGGAGGAAAUCUGCCCAUUAAUUAAUAACGAUGAGACCUUGGUAGCAUUCAAACGCCGUAAAAGGAUCAACUGGCAGGGUAGUGACACGUUCUACGACACGUGGUUGCUUGCUACAAACUCCUGCCGCGAUUGCUUCCCGACGAAAGAAAUGAAGGAGCUCUACCCUGAUUGGGCACAACUAAUUGAGCAAGACGAAGACGAAGGAGAAGGUAGUAGCCACGACCGCGAAGAGAACGAGGAAGAAGAAGAGGAAACAAACGAAGAGGAGGAAGGUCAUAGGGAAGAAGAAGAAACAGAAGAACAUGAAAUCAAUGCUAAGUCGACAAAACCUGUUUCCACUGUUAAGCAAGAAUAUAUGCCGUUUUGUCCAGCAAAUAACAGUACUGCUUUUAUAGACCUCGUGUCAGAUGAUGAAAGUGUUCCUGAAAUUUCUUCAGUAAAAUUAGAGCUAUUUUCCGCAGAUAAUUCAACCACUUCUCUCGAUUGUGAUGUUAUCUGCAUUAGUUCGGACGAAGAAGACAAUUAAAAAAAAACUUUUUUGCGUUUUCCUUCCCUCAUAUCCCACCACAUACUCCUUUUCUAAAGUGACAUGCGAAAAGCGGUUUUCUCUACAGAAAUAGGUUACAAAGCGUUACAACGUGUUACAAGGCGUUACAAUCAGCACGUCCAUGCGUUACAAGGCGUUACAAGAAUCACUCUAGCCAUUUCCAAAAAUUUCACAGUCAUUUUUUUCAUGGAAAUAGGUUACAAAGCGUUACAACGUGUUACAAGGCGUUACAAUCAGCACGUCCAUGCGUUACAAGGCGUUACAAGAAUCACUCUAGCCAUUUCCAAAAAUUUCACAGUCAUUUUUUCAUGGAAAUAGGUUACAAAGCGUUACAACGUGUUACAAGGCGUUACAAUCAGCAUGUUCAUGCGUUACAAGGCGUUACAAGAAUCACUCUAGCCAUUUCCAAAAAUUUCACAGUCAUUUUUUCAUGGAAAUAGGUUACAAAGCGUUACAACGUGUUACAAGGCGUUACAAUCAGCACGUCCAUGCGUUACAAGGCGUUACAAGAAUCACUCUAGCCAUUUCCAAAAAUUUCACAGUCAUUUUUUCAUGGAAAUAGGUUACAAAGCGUUACAACGUGUUACAAGGCGUUACAAUCAGCAUGUUCAUGCGUUACAAGGCGUUACAAGAAUCACUCUAGCCAUUUCCAAAAAUUUCACAGUCAUUUUUUUCAUGGAAAUAGGUUACAAAGCGUUACAACGUGUUACAAGGCGUUACAAUCAGCACGUCCAUGCGUCGUCCAUGCGUUACAAGGCGUUACAAGAAUCACUCUAGCCAUUUCCAAAAAUUUCACAGUCAUUUUUUCAUGGAAAUAGGUUACAAAGCGUUACAACGUGUUACAAGGCGUUACAAUCAGCAUGUUCAUGCGUUACAAGGCGUUACAAGAAUCACUCUAGCCAUUUCCAAAAAUUUCACAGUCAUUUUUUCAUGGAAAUAGGUUACAAAGCGUUACAACGUGUUACAAGGCGUUACAAUCAGCACGUCCAUGCGUUACAAGGCGUUACAAGAAUCACUCUAGCCAUUUCCAAAAAUUUCACAGUCAUUUUUUCAUGGAAAUAGGUUACAAAGCGUUACAACGUGUUACAAGGCGUUACAAUCAGCAUGUUCAUGCGUUACAAGGCGUUACAAGAAUCACUUUAGUCAUUUUAAGUAGGAAUGGGGAUGAGUGUGCGUUUAAUGAAUGUCGCAUUUGCGCCAUUAUUUGCAUACUUAAAGGCUUACAGCGUGUAAGUUUCACCUAAAUUGUGUGGACGCUUAUGUGUACGCUAAAAUGGUGAAUGAAGAGGCAGUUGUGGUAAACGUUUCGGAUAACGAAUGCUCAGCAUCUAAGGAGGGUUUACCGUUCUCACAUUCCUGUUCAACGCUGGCAAUUUCCGUGGAAAAAAAUAUUGUUUGCCUAUCAGAUGAUGAAGUUUUCAUAACUAUACCGAUAGCGGCUUUGAAGGGAGAACCAAGUUUUUGCGAACCGCCUUCACACACGAGGGUACUUAAUACACCAGAUUAUUGGCCAAAUCGUAAGAGGAAAAAAGCCUUUAUGUGUACGCCGGUUUUGACUGUAACAAAGUUAAAAGACUAUUUGAAUAUUCUGGUUUUCAAAAAUCUUUGUAAAUUUACAAAGUUAUUUUUAUUAUAAAUACAAUUUAAACUUAUAUAAAUUUUUUUGUCUUCGCUCUAACCGCCAAUGUACUAGCUUUACGGCUACAAUGAAAGGAGUAGUUAGGAUCUGCGAGAAUGGAAGUCCAUUUUGCAUUGCCAUAUUUUUGUAGCCCAGCUUGUAAAAACUUGUCCUCCAUGGCACUAAAACUAACUUUUUUCUGUCUCGUUUGAACAGGUGUUUCGUGUUCCAAAGUACUUCCAGACGUUUUCACAUUUUUGGUGUUACUAUUGAUUUCGCUUACAGUUAAAGUACACGUUGUUUGAUCUCGUAAUUUAUCCAUACAUAACCUGGCUUUUGCAGCUAUAUUGCGCGAUUCAGUCUUCUGGUAAUGAACUUUAGCUACCUGCGACGUGUGUUUUUGAUCUUGAGAAAGAAUUGCUUGUUCUUUUGUUUCUAAGUGUGCAACACUUUCGGUUUCGAUGAUUUGCCUAUAUCGUGUAGGAUUUAUAUACUUACCAAUUGCUUGAUAAACAAUUCUACCGAAUACGUCCGAAAUACGCGUCAACUGCUUACCAUUUCGACACACUAGUAGAUAAUCGUUGGUGGGGUUCAAUCUUCGUCGUACAUUGUCAAUGUAUUCGUUUAUUAGUGUGAGUACAUCUAUGGAAAAAUAAAGAGAGUCAAAUCCGUAUUUCUCCGCAGUUUUAAAGACAUUCUGAUCUAUAAAACCAUCCUCUUUCACGCCUUUAAUCAUUGUUACUGUAAGAGUUUGAUACGUCAUGGGUCUUGAAGCCUUCACCAUUAAAAAUAAUACAGCUACUAUGAAGGAAGUCGAAAAUGAUAAAUCGUGUGCUGCGACACAUGCACUUGCGUUUUUAGCAUUUAACACAAGUUGUUUAUAUUUUUCACUAUGGUAUGGUAUCACCUUUUGUAAAUCAUAUAGUGUCGCCCAACAGUCUAUACUGUUUAGAUAUUCAACACUUAAGAUACACUUCCAUUCAGCUUUCAUUUUACGAAGGAGGAAUUUCUUAACACGGUGCAAAUAAAUCUCUGCAGCAACAAAUACCGACAAAUUUUUUUCAGUCGUACCUGUGCUUCGUCUGUAAUCAAGCAUGUGCCCAAUAGCAUUCAUGUAGCCAAUUAUUCCUGAGAAGCCAACCUUCCAUUGGUCUCUCAAAAAAUCUACGAAAUCAGAAAGCAUAUUAAUAGAGCCAACACAGUAGUCGAUAACAGGGAAUGGUACUUCCCAUACCGAAGGAGAAUCCUCGCAGCAAUAUUUGGCAUACUUUAAAACUUUACAAGUUAUUUGAUCGGCCUGAGAAUGAUCUUUACCACCACCACCUGGACUUUUUAACCAUGUCCUAAAUGCAACCGCCAAAUUACAUGUUUUAGCAAAAGACGGCAUUGAAAAUGUGCAGGCGCGCUUUCUUUGGGGAUCUUUUAUGCGAUUUCUCGUACUGAAGUGGGGAAGUACUUCGUCGAUAUUCGGUCUUUUAUCGAAAUAAUAAAACCAUCCAUGACGGUUAUAGACAUGUUUUCUACACCCUCUUUUACUUCCAUACGACUCGCUGUCACAAUCAGCCACAGGACAACAAAAGCGGUUAUCUUUAUCAGGCAUUAACUUAAGCCUUUUCGAUCUCAUUGAGGCUCCCAAUGCCUCUUUCCACGCAGGCUUUUGCAAGACUCGUUUUGUCAUUCCGAUUUCUUUAAAGUUCUCUAGAAACAAAAUUUAUAGAAAGUUUAUAACAAUAUUAGUUUUUAACAAAGCAUAGAAAGUAGGAUAAAAAAAAGAAUUCAUUUGAAUAAAAAAAGAAUCCUAUUUACUAUAAAUUUAAAGUUUGAACAACUUACCUUAUACUUUACUUCGUAUACAAAGUAUUAGUUGAGAAACUUCUCAUUAAAACAAUUCCUUUUUAUAAUGAAGGACGCUCUCCAUAGCAGAGUUAAGGUAGCAGCGAAAACGGAAUUAUUUCAAGUGGCACAAUAUAAAUUAGACUGCAGACUAUUCAUAAUUAAAUAACUAUUCCUCAAGAUAAUCAUUUCGCAUAUAUUAUCGUUAUGAUAUAUAAAAGAAUUCAACGGAACAAAUAGAGUGGAACGAUAUAUACCGUCACAUAAAUUCCAUCAAAUUCCCUAUGGGAACGACACGUUCUUGUCUUGUGAGUAACAAUAGAACAAUACAUUCCGCUUUUAUAACAAUGUUUUAAUAAGUUGUUAAAGAACACCAAGUUCCUUAAAAAUGGUUCUUUUUUAAAAAAUUGGAACAUGUAAAGUAUUUAAUGUGUUUAGGGUGUAAGAUAAUCGCACAUAGAAUCACGGACCAUUAUAAUUUCAUACGCUAUAUAAUAAUAAUAAUAAUAAUAAUAAUAAUAAUAAUAAUAAUAAUAAUAAUAAUAAUAAUAAUAAUAAUAAUAAAAAAGAAUACAAAUUUCCAAACUCUCCAUUACUCACACCGCUCCAUAACUCGAACGAUUUCUGAUACCCCGUGAGAGUUCGAGUUGUAUAAAUUAAACUGAUUUGCACUUGGCCCGAAUUGGCCAAUCAUAAUUCGCUUUUAAACUAACUUCUUGCGGAAAAAUUCAAAGAUAGUUCGUUUUCUUUGAAUACAGCACCUGCUUUUGCAUCACCCAUGAUUUCAAUAGUCCAUGGUUUUCCACAGCUUUCUUUAAAAAAACUAAAACUCUGUUUUUAUAAAAUUUUAAUUACAUUUUUAAUUGCGUAGAAUAAAUUUUGUGAUAUAAAUAAAGCAAUUACUUUAACUGAAAAUUUUAUGCUAAUUUGAUGUAAUUGCUUUGAUGUAAUUGCUUUGAUGUACAAGUCUCCAGCAAUUAAUGUUGUUGUUGUUGAAAAGAAGGAAAAUAACAUUUGCCUGACGCUAGCAUAAGUUUUAAACCUCAACUUGAGGCUUAGGGAAGCCUUACAAUUUGCGCAAUGGUUACCAUACACAAAGCGAGCAUCUUCACGCGUAAUGACUUAGUAUAAAGACCUUAGAGAUUUUUGAUCAAAAUCGUGAGACUUUUAUCAGAAAAAUCUAUUAAGGUGUGUUUCACAAUAUUUUUUUGUUUGAAAUGAAUGCUUAGUGGGCUUGGGCCAUUACUACGUCUUAUGAUACAAUCUAUGACGCCAGAGAUUGUUUUGUUUUACAAAUUCCUUACACUGACAUAACAUUUAAAAAAAAGUCUGUGCCAAAAUGGGGAAAAAAUUAAUGUUUCCGGAAGUUGUUUUUAAUCAGUCCUUCCACAAAUUCAUUUUUCAAAACAGAGUCACUUAGGCUUCGUUUCCAUGAGACGAUUUGUUAUCGCAGCGUCUUAGAAAGCCUAUCGGGUGAGGGUUUUAUUUCCAUAAACUUUGUGUUGGUUCGGUAUAGAUAGCCUAUCGAAUAAGUAACUCUCCAAGUUGAUUGCGAAAAUGGCAUAGCUAACAUGUAUUGGAUAGCAUUUCAUAUUUUCUUUCAUGGCAACAGAUAUAAUAAAUGUUUUGACGCAGCGAAAACUCAUUUCAACUAAACUAGUGCGCAUGCCAGUAGAAAGCAGCACAUACUGGAUCUAAAAGAAAACUAUUUCUAUUAGACAAUAAUUUUGAAUUGAUUUUUCGACAGUGCUAAAUCAUCUCAUAGAAACAAGGAUAAAGUAUUUUUAUUAUUAAAAGAAUAACACGCCAUUUUUAAAGUAAAAUACCAAGCAUAGACGGUUGAUGCUUGUUUUUUUAUUUUUAUUAUUGUCUAAUAGAAUACACAGGAGCUUUAAAGUACAAUGAAUAGUAAUAGUAAAAGGUAAUUAUAGAUUAAUCAUUUUUUCCUCUUUGUAAAAAAUACUUUCUCAGCUCUUUCAAAAGUUUUUUAGCCUAGCUUUGCAAAAAAACAAAAAAGACGAAACACAAACGUAAAAAUAACAAUGAUAUAGUAAUUGUCUUUUUAAACGAAUAAAACUUGUUUUUGAGAUAUGUGGAAUGCAGAAACAAAGACAGUGGUAGGUCCCUUUCGUUUGAUGACAGAUCCCGCAGAACAGGGGUUACUUAACUAUUAGAAAGUUCAAGUACUUUAAAUAACUGUGAAAAUGAGUAAAACAAAAACUGUACAAAAACAUUUUGGAAUUUACGGAAGACACUUCAUAUGCACACAUUUCUUUCAUUACCAACUACGGAAACAAAACAAAAUUUUUUAGAUAGAUACAGUCCCCCCCGUACGUUAUUAGAAUCUUAUUGAUUGUCAAAACAAAACACAUUCAAAGCUCUUUGUAAAUGUUCAUUCUUUGUAAAGGGGUCUCAAUGAACCAAUUCUAUUUCAAGCAGGAAGAAUAUUUUUUUUAUGAUAAAGGCGUUGUUCAAAGUUGUAAAGUUCAUUUGCGCUUUACAACAGAUCGGAGAAACUAAUAUAAAAUGCAAGAAACAGUUUUGGUUGUAUGCUUCGUGCUUGCACUCUCCCAGAUAGGAGAUGCGUUGAAGUGCUAUCAAAAUCAAAAUGAAAAUUCGACCAAAACACUUUCGGAUUGCCUGAAUGUCGCAGACAGAUGUGUAGCCGGAAAAGUAAGUUUUACUAUGACAGUAUCGCCUGGACAGGAAGUAACCAGCACCCAAAGUAUAUUUGCGUGUACCAUGGACAGCUUAUGCAAUUCGUACUGCAAAACCGUUGAAGCAGGAUUGAAACAAACUGGAGGGAAAAUUAACAGUUGUAAGACAUAUUGCUGCACUGGCGAAGGAUGCAAUGAAUCUGCAGAACAAUCGACGAACGAUGGAUACUUUUUUGUUGCCAAUGUUAAACUUGUUGGAAUUGUUAUGAUGUUUUCAUGUGUUUUGUUUUCUUACCUUUAGAGAGACUCAUGUAGCUUAGAUCACACAUUGUGUAUCAAUUUUUUUAAUGAUCAUUUGUGCACAAUACAAUAAUAGCUGUCACAUGGGGGCUAACCUUGGGCUAAGAUGCACGUUUUUAUGUUUACAUGUUUUUAUAGUGGAAAAGAGCUCUUUUACCAGCUGUUUUUUUAAGGAUUUGUAAUUAUAUGCUACAUAAAUUUGUUUUCGUAAAUAAAGUUAUUAUGGGAA